AUGUCUUCUUCCCAAGAAUCAACCACAAUCCCACCUCCUGCUUAUACUUCAAGUAUCCCAGAUAACAUCCAGUCGGCUCUUCAAUGUCUCGAUGCUAAAUCAGAUAUGGCUCAAGUGGAGCGUGUAUUGUGUGAAGCCAUUGAUGAAGUAUCCAACGAGCUGCAUGAGAUUAGUAAAGAUCUAUAUGAACAUCCUGAAAUCUCCAUGCAAGAGCAUCAUGCACACGAGGUGUUGACCGACUACUUGGAGAAGAAAGGAUUUGCAGUGACGCGUAAAGCAUAUGAUAUGGAUACAGCAUUCACGGCCGAGUUUUCAAAAGGCGAGGGACGUCGUGUUGGUUUCUGCUCAGAAUACGAUGCCCUUCCCAACAUUGGUCAUGGUUGCGGUCAUAAUUGUAUUGCGAUUAGUGGCCUUGCGUGUGUGAUAGCCGUUAAAAAGUUGCUUGAACAAGGAUUGGCUACUGGCAAGGUGGUUCUUUUUGGUACUCCAGGCGAAGAGCGUUUUGUUGGCAAGAUCGUGAUGAUGAAGAAGAAAGCAUUUGAAGAUAACGUGGACGUUUGCCUUAUGAUCCAUCCAAGCGCCCACGACCUUAAUGUUGGGCCUAUGACCGCUGUUCAAGACGUUACGGUCGAGUUUCGGGGCAAACCUAGCCACGCUGGGCAAGCACCAUGGCAAGGAUUGAACGCAUUGGAUGCAAUGUUACAAGCGUGGACCAAUAUCAGCAUGCUUCGACAACAAAUCAAGCCUACCGACAGAAUCCAUGGCAUUAUUCAAGAAGGCGGUACAACACCAAAUGUCAUUGUCGAUUAUACCAAAGCUCUCUUCUAUGUUCGUGGAUACAGAGUAUCGGAUGUGAAGCGUUUGAUGGAAAAGGUAGAAAACUGUUUUAAGGCAGCUGGUAUUGCUACGGGAUGCGAGGUAACAUGGAAAUGGCGUGACCUCGGCAUGGUUCAUGAUGUGAUGCAAAACAGCGUCAUGGGCGAAAUGUAUGCAUCAUUCAUGCGAAAGGAAGGCGUCGUUUUUCCACAUCCAGCCGAACAAACCGCAAUGAUGGGUGGCUCUACAGAUUUCGGUAAUGUAAGCAGCAGCGUUCCAAGUUUGCAUCCACUCUACUCUAUGAAUUGCACAACAGCUGCCAACCAUACCACUGACUUUGCUGCUGCCGCUGGUACCAAGGAAGCCUUUGAUGCUACUAUUCGUGCCUCCAAGGCCCUUGUUGUGGUGGGUGCAGCCGUAUUGCUCAGCCAAACCUUUUACGAUGCCGUCAGGAAAGAAUUUGAAACCAAGGUCCCAAAAGAAUACCGAUAG
This is a messenger RNA of Lichtheimia ornata, 1308 nucleotides long. RefSeq lists its product as uncharacterized. Gene Ontology annotation, molecular function: dipeptidase activity. The transcript has 6 exons. Lineage: Eukaryota; Fungi; Mucoromycota; Mucoromycetes; Mucorales; Lichtheimiaceae. The coding region runs from base 1 to 1308 and encodes 435 amino acids. The record is from RefSeq and is a predicted model, not a curated record.